Biomphalaria glabrata is the source of this 1381-nucleotide messenger RNA. RefSeq names its product 2-(3-amino-3-carboxypropyl)histidine synthase subunit 1-like. The record is from RefSeq and is a predicted model, not a curated record. The transcript has 11 exons. Gene Ontology annotation, molecular function: 2-(3-amino-3-carboxypropyl)histidine synthase activity. Gene Ontology annotation, biological process: protein histidyl modification to diphthamide. NCBI's taxonomy places the organism in Eukaryota, Metazoa, Mollusca, Gastropoda, Planorbidae. The coding region runs from base 87 to 1349 and encodes 420 amino acids.
AAUGAACGUCAAGUUUUGAUGACGCAAUAAACCUCUUUUCCAAUGUAAUCUACAUCUAUGUAAAAAAUUAAACAAGCGUUUUUGAGAUGUUUUCUAUGAGCCUCAUGAAGUUCAUUUAUUACUCUAAAUACGGGGCAAGAACUCAUAGAUUAACUGCACAUCAGAUUCCAGAUGAAAUAUUAAAUGAUGAGAAACUCAAUACUGCAAUAAAACAGCUACCAGAAAAUUAUAACUUUGAAAUUCACAAAACAAUUUGGAAAGUUCGACAGACAUGCUCAAAGCGAGUUGCCUUACAGUUCCCAGAAGGCCUUCUGCUUUAUGCUUGUGUUAUCGCUGAUAUUAUUGAAAGCUUCACAGAUGCUGAUACAGUUGUUAUGGGAGAUGUGACUUAUGGUGCCUGUUGUGUGGAUGACUUCACAGCAAGAGCUCUGGGAGCUGAGCUACUGGUGCAUUAUGGGCACAGCUGUCUAAUACCAAUCACACAGACAGAAGGCAUCCAUAUGCUGUACAUAUUUGUUGACAUCAAGAUUGAUACAGUGCACUUCAUGGAGACACUGAAGCUAAACUUUGACCCUGGCACAAGAAUGGCAUUGGUCAGUACCAUACAGUUUGUUGCUGCCCUGCAAAGUGCCAAGCAACUGUUGAGUCCACACUAUACCGUGAUCACGCCACAGAGCAAGCCUCUAUCUCCUGGCGAAAUACUGGGGUGUACAUCUCCAAAACUCACAGACUGUGAUGUCAUCAUUUAUCUAGGUGAUGGAAGGUUUCAUUUAGAAUCUAUUAUGAUUCACAACCCAAAUCUACCAGCUUACAGGUAUGAUCCUUAUAGUAAAGUUUUUUCUCAAGAGUACUAUGACAUUCAGCGCAUGCAUAUUGUUCGACAGAAAGCUAUUUCUGAUGCUCAGAAGGCACAAAGAGUUGGUAUCAUUCUGGGCUCCUUAGGAAGACAGGGAUCUCCAAAAGUCCUCGAGAAUCUAAAGACACGGAUUGUAGCCUCAGGAAAAAAGUAUGUCAUUGUUUUGCUGUCAGAGAUUUUCCCAGAUAAACUUCAGCGAAUGGACAGUGUUGAUGCGUGGGUUCAAAUUGCUUGCCCCAGACUGUCAAUAGAUUGGGGAUCUGCGUUCAGCAAGCCUCUCUUGACUCCUUAUGAAUUGAAUGUUGCUUUGCGACUGACUGAAUGGCAAGAAACGUAUCCAAUGGAUUACUACGCCAACGACAGUCUGGGCCCGUGGACAGUGAAUAACGAAGCAAACAAAGCUAAAGUGAUUAGAAAACCCAGAAUCUCAUUAAAGUCAACACAAUGCUGUGACUCUAUAGACAAAACAAAAUGUGAUGCAUCGCCCAGUUAGAAAAAUAAAAAAAAAAACUUAAAAAACAAAAA